This is a messenger RNA of Pogona vitticeps (central bearded dragon), 1955 nucleotides long. NCBI's taxonomy places the organism in Eukaryota, Metazoa, Chordata, Lepidosauria, Squamata, Agamidae. The record is from RefSeq and is a predicted model, not a curated record.
CAUCACAGGCUGUUGUGGUCUGAUUCUUACACAACUCAGCCUCUGCAAGAUCUUCUCUUAAAAAAAAUUGUUUCCUUUGCUGAGCUUGCUGUGGAAAAAAGGUUAACCUCACCUGCAGUCCCUAGUUUGGCAGGAGGCUAUAACAGAGAUGAAAAAACUAUCCAGGUGAGAUUUUACCAUAAUUUAUUUGAAGCCAAGCAGAAUGUGUUAAGUUUGCAGAUUUUGCUCAAUAACCACUUCCUAACAAGGGAUUGACUCACUGCCAGCCUAUAGACUGAAGACCUCUAGAGCAGAUUUUGAGAGGAGGGGAAGAAUUGCCCCAUCCUGGUUCUGCUGGUGGAACAAGGAGAACAACUGAAUUGAAUCCUGGCUGCUUUAUCUAAGCAGUCAUCAUGACCGAAGAUUAUGGGACCCUCGCUAACUUUGUUUAUGAGGACCUGCCUCCUCCAUGUGACAAAAGGGACAUUCAGAUGCUUGGGAAACGCUAUCUGCCUGUGCUAUAUGCCAUUGUGUUCAUUGUUGGGCUUGUGGGAAAUUUCUUGGUAGCUUUUACCAUUGUGAAAGGUGGAUGCCAGAAGAGCAUCACUGACAUAUAUCUUUUGAACCUGGCUAUCUCUGAUCUUCUGUUUGUGGCUUCUCUUCCUUUCUGGGCUUUUUAUUUAAUACAUGGAUGGACACUUGGAGAUGUUUUUUGCAAAAUAAUUUCCUCUUUGUAUUCUGUGGGCUUUUGGGGGGGCAUAUUUUUCAUUACCAUCAUAAGCAUUGAUAGGUAUCUGGCUAUUGUCCAUGCAACAUAUUUUAUAAAAGCUAGGAGUGUCAACCGUGGAUAUCUCACAAGCUUUGUGGUGUGGGUACUGGCAAUUUUCUUUUCAGCCCCCCACUUUGUAUUCAUUCAAGCAUCAGAGGAAAGCUGCGCUUCUCAGUAUCCUGAACAUCUUAUGGAAAUCUGGCCAGUUUUCACCUACCUGGAAACAAACAUCAUAGGGUUCCUUCUUCCAGUGUGUAUCAUGGGCUUUUGCUACCUGAGGAUCAUCAGAACCUUGUUCUCCUGCAAAAACCACCGGAAAAAAAGAGCUGUGAAACUUAUUUUAAUGGUGGUGCUCGUGUUUUUUCUAUUCUGGACCCCAUACCAUGUAUCACUUUUUCUGCAUACAUUACGGUUUUAUGACUUUUUUGAGGACUGCAGCUCCUUAAGGCUCUUAGAUUACACCAUGCAGGUGACUGAAUCACUAGCUUUCAGCCACUGUUGUCUUAAUCCAAUCAUCUAUACUUUUGCUGGUGAGAAAUUUAGAAAGUUCCUUUUGCACAUGGUUCUUACAUGCCUCUCAUUUGUUGGUUUAUGUGGCAAGUAUCGUGGCAAAGCUCCCACUCCUCUUCCAGAAACUGCCUUGUCCACCAAUCAGACCCAGAACACCAGUGAACAAGAUGGGUCUGUCCUUCUCUGAGCAUUCAGUAAUAGAAGUACUGGAGAAUAUUUCAGAUAGAGAAUGCUGAGCUUUAAGUUUGCCAAAUUGUGCACGGUUUUUUCUCACUGUUCUUGAAAAAAUAGUAACAUUUGUAUAUAGGACAUGUCUACAUUUCAGUUAUUCUUUAUAGAGAUAGGUGUUAUAUAACAUGUUGUAUAAAAAAUACAAAAGGACGGAAGGUGUUUUGUUGCCGAUUUAAGAGCAACCGUGCAAAAAAAGCACAGCAUUGUGUUUCAGAAGUAACUCAGCUGGAACCUGCAGGAAGGGAAUUAUGUGAGCUAUGUGAGGAAAACACAGCUUUUACAGUCAUAUUUGAAAUCUAGUUGGAAAUGCUACAGGAAGCUAAGACUCUUGCAGCUGCACAACCUGACAGUGUCAGUAGAGGGGAAUUAUAUGAGUUGUCUUCAAAAUAAGCAACAUUUUUGUAUGUUAUUGAUUUAUUAGUGUGGGUUUAUAUGUUCCUGAUGAAUAAUAAAUAACUACUAUUGA